CUUCUCGAUCCUUCCAUUCGAUUCGUCCCAUUCGCCUCCGCCGCGCCCGUCCCACGCACAAGCUGACAAGCACAAUCCCCCUUAAACCCUAGGCCAACCGGGCGAGCGGCGGACACCACCAAUGGACCCCGACGGCGUGGCGAGGGCGUUCGUGGACCACUACUACACGACGUUCGACACCAACCGGGCGGCGCUGGUGGGGCUCUACCAGGAGGGCUCCAUGCUCACCUUCGAGGGCGACAAGUACAUGGGCGCCGCCGCUAUUACGCAAAAGCUCACCUCCCUUCCGUUCGCUGCGUGCAAGCACCAGGUUACCACCGUCGACUGCCUGCCGUCCGGCCCCGCCGGCGGCAUGCUCGUCUUCGUCUCCGGCGCACUGCAGGUCGGCGAGGGCGAGCACCCCCUCAAGUUCUCCCAGAUGUUCCAUUUGAUGCCAGUUGGACCGGGGAAUUUCUACGUGCAGAACGACAUGUUCCGCCUGAACUAUGGCUAAGAGCCUCGUUCAGAAUUUUCGCGUAGUUUUUCUCCCUACCAUGGAAGUCUCAGAGAAUGUUUUGGAGAAACAAUCUAGCUUUGUUAUCAUGUCAGACAAUCUACUGGUUUAGUUUAGUUUCAGUGAUUUUGUGAUCCAUUGCAAGGAACUUUGGAUUCCAAUACGGAUCAGUACUUCAGAAUGCCAAUUUCCUUGUCUGACUUCGUUCACACUCUGCCAGUGGUGCCAGGUUUAUGAUGGGCGUUUCCAAAAAGUUUUAUCAGAUUUAUUCA
Panicum hallii is the source of this 765-nucleotide messenger RNA. Its product is annotated as nuclear transport factor 2-like. The record is from RefSeq and is a predicted model, not a curated record. The coding region runs from base 122 to 493 and encodes 123 amino acids. Gene Ontology annotation, cellular component: nuclear pore central transport channel. Gene Ontology annotation, biological process: nucleocytoplasmic transport. NCBI's taxonomy places the organism in Eukaryota, Viridiplantae, Streptophyta, Magnoliopsida, Poales, Poaceae. The transcript is spliced from 2 exons.